This is a messenger RNA of Labeo rohita (rohu), 4565 nucleotides long. RefSeq names its product protein inhibitor of activated STAT, 1a (gene pias1a). The transcript has 14 exons. Gene Ontology annotation, biological process: protein sumoylation; regulation of transcription by RNA polymerase II. NCBI's taxonomy places the organism in Eukaryota, Metazoa, Chordata, Actinopteri, Cypriniformes, Cyprinidae. Bases 89 to 2014 code for a protein of 641 amino acids. The record is from RefSeq and is a predicted model, not a curated record. Gene Ontology annotation, molecular function: transcription coregulator activity; zinc ion binding; SUMO ligase activity.
GCCCUUUGAAGCUGCACUGAAACUGCAAUUUGGACCUUCAACCCGUUGAUCCCCAUUGAAGUCCUCUAUAUAGAGAAAAAUCCUGCAAAUGGUGAUGAGCCUGCGGGUGUCAGAGCUGCAGGUUCUUCUGGGCUACGCGGGCAGAAACAAACAUGGACGAAAACACGAGCUUCUGACUAAAGCCUUACACCUCCUUAAAGCCGGCUGCAGUCCUGCCGUCCAGAUGAAGAUCAAGGAGCUCUACAGACGACGCUUCCCCACCAAGCUGGUAUCCCCAGCAGAGCUGGCCCUGCCUGGAGUCCACCCCGCCGCUGCCUCUUUGCCCCCCGGCCUCACGCAGUUGGGAUUUGAUGGGCACGGAGCACCCCCGUCCCCUCUGCUCCCCAUCUCCCUCCUCGGGCCCAAACACGAGCUUGGCCUGCCCCACCUCCCCACGAGCCUGCACCCUGUACAUCCUGAUGUCAAGCUGCAACGGCUGCCCUUCUACGACGUACUGGAUGAGCUCAUUAAACCUACGAGUCUUGCUUCAGAUAACAGCCAGAGGUUUCAGGAAACGUGUUUUGCAUUUGCAUUGACGCCACAGCAGGUCCAACAAGUCAGCAGCUCAAUGGACAUAUCGGGGACCAAAUGUGACUUUACAGUACAAGUACAGUUACGGUUUUGUCUAUCAGAGACAAGCUGCCCUCAGGAGGACCACUUCCCCCCUAAUCUUUGUGUUAAAGUCAACGGGAAACCGUGUAAUCUCCCAGGAUAUCUGCCUCCUACCAAAAAUGGCGUGGAACCAAAGAGGCCCAGCAGACCUAUCAACAUUACCUCACUGGUCAGACUGUCCACAACUGUCCCCAACACCAUCGUAGUGUCCUGGACCUCAGAAAUUGGACGGAGUUACUCUAUGGCGGUGUACCUGGUCAAACAGCUGUCAUCUACAAUGCUACUGCAGAGGCUACGGGCUAAAGGCAUCAGAAAUCCAGAUCACUCCAGAGCACUCAUCAAGGAAAAGUUAACGGCAGACCCUGACAGUGAAAUAGCAACCACCAGCCUAAGAGUUUCAUUAUUAUGUCCGCUGGGAAAGAUGCGGCUAAUGAUUCCGUGUCGGGCGUUGACGUGUUCGCACCUGCAGUGUUUCGAUGCUACGCUCUACAUCCAGAUGAAUGAAAAGAAGCCCACAUGGGUGUGUCCUGUAUGUGACAAAAAAGCACCCUAUGAACAUCUCAUCAUUGACGGGUUGUUUAUGGAGAUUCUGAACAGCUGUUUAGAUUGUGAUGAAAUCCAAUUUAAAGAAGAUGGCAGCUGGGCCCCCAUGAGGUCGAAAAAGGAAGUGCAGGAGGUGUCGGCUUCAUACAAUGGCAUUGAUGGUGGAUGUCGUACGACAGUGUUGGAGAACUCUCAAACAAACGGCAACAGUGGAGGCAACAGCAAAAAAGUGGAAGUGAUUGAUUUGACUCUUGACAGCUCAUCUGAAGAAGAGGAAGAUGAAGAACCCCCUCAGAAGAAAAGCUGCACCUCGCUAUCUAGCAUCUCUCCUCAGAUGGAUAAUGGGGUACUAAAUCUCCACAGACAAGCGUCUCCUGUGAGUCGAACUCCCAGCAUGCCUCAGGUGGAUACCAAUUACAUUCCCCCACCUCCUCCCCUCAUUCAGGACUACCGCCACUACUACUCUACACCCACUGACCUGUCAGAUCUCAACUUUUUUCCUUUUUUACAAGGAGAGAAUCAUCAGCACUACAACAUGGUGAUGGCCGCAGCUGCAUCAGCAUCCGAAGAUCACGACCUCCUCCUGAGUCGUUUUCUCCCGUACGGCUCGUCUCAGCUCUUCCUGGACCCUCCUUCUACCCCCGUAAGCAACAACCUCCCUCCCAUUAACGUCAACGGCAGCAGCACCGGCAGUAGCCUGGUGUCCUCCAGCAGCCUUCGGGAAAGCCUCGGACAUCCGCCCGCCCCACGUCCCACCUCCGAAUCGGCCCCCACAUCUGCCAUCUACGGUCCCAUCCCAGACGUCAUCUCGUUAGACUGACCCAGGACCGAACCCUCGCACAGGAAACUGACUGAAGAGACUUCCAAACAUUGGGAAGAAAACAGGACAUAGUACAGGAUGACUGAAGGGUGUUUUUCUAAACGAUGAGAAUCGUUGCCGUGUACAGAGAACAAAUAUAUUUUUUGUUUUACUUUUGUAUAUACCUAUCUAUCUAGCUAUCUAAUGUAUAUGUAAACUUGAAAGUUUUUCUCCCCCUGGCUUGCUAAAAUUACAUUGGGUUUUAUCUCCUGGGAAACUGACACUCUUUUUCCUUCACAGCUUCGUCUCAACCCCAUUAACAUAAGAUGAACACUUUUUAUACCCUUUACCCGUCGUAUUCCGUAAUCGUCUAUAUUUUGUCUGAUUCCACAGGGCACAAUGGCUGCGAUCGGACCGUUUGCUGGACUCUUUUUUUUUUUCUCUUCCCAGCAAAACUCGUCUUUGCCAAUUCAUACCAUUUCCCCUAAACAUGCACGAUUAUUUUAUAUAAUGCUUUUAAGGGAUAGUUCACCCAAAAAUGAACAUUAUGUCAUCAUUUACACAUCCUCAUGUUGUAUAGAAGAACAUAUUUUUAGUGUUUUUUCACCUCCCAUAUAAUAAAAGUCAGCGGGGUCCAGUGUUGUUUUAGACCCCAUUAAAACCCCGUUAAAACAAUGUCAUACAGAAGAAGUUCAGCAUCAUAAUGAUGUCUAAAUCUUUAUUUUUUGAUGAACUCUCCCUUUAUUUUAGUGGGCCGUUAAGAAGCAUUCCUUCACAUUCAGGUUAACAACUGGAAGUAAUAGCAUUGUUACAGAUUGCCAAUGUCUGACCUCAUGAUUCUUAUGUGAAAUGUACUUCAUGACUGUUUUUAAAAAAAAUGUAAGUCUAACAGUUUUGCAUCCAUAUUUUUCUUGCUCAAUGCCAAAAGAACACUGUUUAGUGUUGAAGUUUCUAGAGUGAGAGCUUGUGAGUUCAGUGAACUUAAAUGUACACCUUGUGUGGGAAGUAAGGAUUUACUCUCUUUUUUUUUUUUUUUUGUAGCGACCAUGCUUGAUUGUUCAUCCGUUCUUUCUUCUUUCUUUCCAUCCCUCUAUUCUUGAAUUUUUCAGAAGGAAUGAUAUGUAGGGAGGUUCAGCAGUGGAGUAGAUGUUUGUUUCGACCUCAUACGGUGACUGAGGUCUCUGUUCAGUUGUUGUCUGUUAGGUCAUCUGUGUUUGGUACUGUGCAGGAAACCUAAAGCCACUCAUCAUUUCGUCUGUUUGGUCACGUGUGCCUUGUGUGAGUGUGUUUUGCGUGUGAAAGACUGGACUGUUAUUUCUUGUACUUCAGUUAGCCUAAACUAAGAUGUUUUUCAAGUUGACUGUCAGAUAUGGAGCUUUUAUCUACAGACUUGGUGUUAGUAAACAAAUAAUCCUAUUGACUAACCACAUUUGGAUCUCCUUUCAAGUGCUGUUUGGGAUUAGCACAGGAAGUUAAACUAAAUUUAAGAAAAUAGAAGAUUGGAAAGAGUUUAGGAUGUGUUAAAAUCUUUUUUGUGUGUGUGCUUAAACAGGCUGCGUGUAUGUGUGUGUGUUUGCUGGUGUGGCUCUCUCAGUGUGUUGACCAGACCUCCUUUCAAAGCCUAAUUGGGUUUGGGACUGAGGUAAUUGCGUGUGACAGAAUCUAGCGAUCGCGUUUUGUGUUUUUUGAUAGACUGAUGAGUCUCUGUUUCCUUUGACCUCUAAACCUCCUUUUAGCCUACAUUUCUUAUGAAAGUAUUAGAUGUUUAUCAGUUGAUUUGUUUCUUGGCUCUGAGAUUGGUUUGAAAUGUAAUUGGUUAAGUAAUUAAGAUAAAAAUGACAGACAAAAAUGCAUAUGCUGGUAUUGCAAAAUCUUUAAUACCAAAUUGAGUACUUGUUAGAUCUCUAGCAGUGUUAAUGAUUGAGUCUUUAUUUUAACAAGUAAAUCUGAACAGUUCUUGUCGUUUUAUUCAGUGUGUCUGUCUUAUAACAUUAUGUAUUUGACAAGAUGUUACCAGGGAUAUACAAGCAAGGUUCAAUGACAAUAGAGUUUUUCAUUCAUUUGUUGAUUUUUGUUAUGACUGACAAAGGGAUAAGUGUGUGUGUGUGUGUGUGUGUGUGAAUGUGUGUAUGCAAGCGUGUGUGCAUGUUUUUGUUCUUGAUGUAAGGCAAACAUUGUGCAAACUUGGAUGUUCCAGUGACGUGCAUUUAUGUGUUAAAGUUGGAUCCGCAACUUCACAACAAACUAAUUUAUAUAUUUUAGAUGCAGAACUGUGUUAUGAGUGGACUUGGUGUCAAAGUCCAAGGUUAUUUUAUUUUCCAUUUCAGUAAGCUGACAUCUAUGCUCACUGCCUUAAAUUUCAUCCACUCUGUGUCUGUGGCAUGUUUUAUGAAAAGAAAAAAGAAGAUUUUUAAGAUGUGGAAGACAUAUUGUACAGUAGACCAAUGUCAGUUUGUAUAAAGUACUAAGUGACAAAAAAUAUUUAUUACAUGCAUUGAAAGAAAUUGUUUACCUAUUGAAUGUUACAUGUUUAUGUAGAGACAUUUAGAUGUAAUAAAAUGCAUUGAGUUAA